CCGAGUGCAGUACAAUAUGAGUGAAUAUUGGCAAAUGCCUCCACUAUUUAUGUACGAGAGCUUCGAAGGCUGUCUCAGAUCGAAUCCGGAAGGAGUUUUCUGUAUUGUAAAAAGUGUGCUGAAACCCAACAACCAUUCGUCGCUAUGGAGAACGGUUGAAAAAUAUUCAAAGUAUCCAUAUCAAUAUCAGCAUAGUGUUCUAACGCGCGGAAUUUGCCUACAACAAUGUGAAGAUCUGGUGAAAGCACUUUCCGGUCAGCAGAGAGAGCAAUUCUUGCAGCCCAAGUUCGACGUAAACUAUAAGUACAUUAUCAACGAUUGGUUGCUACCCAAAAUCGAUUAUUACAGGCAGCGUUACGGUAUUACGGUGAACAUCUGUCAAAACUACCGAAUGCAUCUCAAUUAUAAUCUUAGCGCAUUCACAGAAAUAGAACAUUGCACCACCAAUAGUACUAUAAGAAGAAAAACAGAUUACUUGGACAUUUGUUUUUACGUGGUCAUUGUACUGCUGCCAACACUCGCGGUUGCUUGUACCAUUUACGAUGCUAAACUAUCGAAUGAUCACAAUCACUAUCGGACGCCACUGAAGGACCGAUCAAGUAACAUAUUAACUGCAUUCUCCCUGCGAAGAAACAUCAAUCGACUGACGAUAAAACUGAGCUCCAACCAAAUACACCAGGAUUUGCGUUUCCUGGAAUCAAUUCGGGUGUAUGUUAUGACUGCCAUCACUUUCAGCCAUGUGAUCAUUGGGUUGGGUAUGACCACUAGCCAAAACCCGGAAGCGAUGGAAAAGUUACUUUCCAAACCCGGAGUGCAAAUGUUCUCUUCACUGGCACCAUUCGAAGUGGAUAUAUUUUUCGCCAUCAGUGGACUCCUACUAUCGGUACACUUUCUUCAGUACACCGACGGUAAGCGGUUCGGUUUCAAACCAUUCUGGACGGGUGUGGUCAAUCGGUAUCUACGCUCCAUUCCGAUGUACGCCCUAAUCAUGCUGUUCACCACUUCGAUGUACGAUCGGCUGCAGGUCAGCCCAUCGGCGUACAAAAUUAUGUCAAUGGUUCGAACGAUUUGCCGGGAGAAAUGGUGGAGUAACCUCCUGUUUAUCAAUAACUAUUAUCGGCCAGAAGAACAAUGCUUAAUUCAUUCGUGGUAUUUGGCAUCUGAUUUUCAACUGUUCAUUGUUGGACUAGUGCUGAUGAUGAUAAUUUGGAAAUAUCCCAGCGUACAACGACCGAUGGUUUACAGCAUCCUGCUGAUUGGAUUCAUACUUCCAAUGGUGAAUAUUUAUUACCACUCGAUGGACGCCGUAAUGCUGUUGACGAAUAAGGGAAAUGCCUUCCAACUGUGGUACGAUGAAUGGUUUAUACGAACCUACCAAGCGACCGAAAUGCACUGCUUAAGCUACUUUACAGGAAUGGUAUUAGGAAUUAUUUAUCACAAAAUGCAAAUCAACGAUUUGCUGCUAGCAAAAUCUAGGAUCUACAGAACUCUUCAAUACGUUGUGCUGCCAUUAGUAAUUCUGUUUUGCAUACCGGCACCGCUGUUCCAGCAGUACAAUUUUAGCAAACCAUCUCUAUGGAUGUCCUUCUACGCAGGAUUGCACCGGUUGGCGUUCAGCGCCUUCAUUAGUAUUUGGUUUUUGCUAUUCAUGUUCGCCGAGCGGGACAGCUUUUUCGGAAGACUUCGAAAAUCCAAACUGUUUGAGAAUGCAUUCUAUCGAGUUUUGAGUCGACUUAGCUUUGGAUUCUAUCUAAUACAUAUGAAUGUGAUGAAAACGCUCUACGGGAACCACCACGAGGCACUGCGAAUCUCACUUGGGCUGGUGGUUUCGGUAUUCUGCUCAGCCACACUGAUCACCUACACGCUAGCAUUGCUAGCGUAUGUCCUGGUGGAGAAACCAUGUGAUAUUAUUUUCAAACAGCUGAUGGGUGGCGGCGGUGGCAACCGUGGAACGAGACCCAGCGAACAGAAAGGGGUGAUCGCAGGGGGUGGAGCUGCUCAAACGGGCAACGACAAUAACAACAGCCAUCGUGAUCCUCUAGAGUUCGAUCAGCAGCGAAGUAGAUCCACGCCGUAA
Messenger RNA from Sabethes cyaneus, 2077 nucleotides. RefSeq names its product nose resistant to fluoxetine protein 6-like. Bases 17 to 2077 code for a protein of 686 amino acids. NCBI's taxonomy places the organism in Eukaryota, Metazoa, Arthropoda, Insecta, Diptera, Culicidae. Gene Ontology annotation, molecular function: acyltransferase activity, transferring groups other than amino-acyl groups. The record is from RefSeq and is a predicted model, not a curated record. The transcript is spliced from 13 exons.